Molecule: messenger RNA, 2905 nt
Organism: Tribolium madens (black flour beetle)
Lineage: Eukaryota; Metazoa; Arthropoda; Insecta; Coleoptera; Tenebrionidae
Gene: Rubicon
Product: run domain Beclin-1-interacting and cysteine-rich domain-containing protein
Exons: 8
Coding region: 198-2807 (869 amino acids)
Cellular component (GO): intracellular membrane-bounded organelle
Molecular function (GO): phosphatidylinositol phosphate binding
Source: RefSeq, a predicted model, not a curated record
AAAAAAUGUACCCUUCAGUCUCGUUGUUAUGGCACGCCUAUGCUUUUUACGAAUGACAUUUGACAAAUGACAGCUGUCAAAUUCGUGGYAGGKUUUGUUGAUCGAACAUCAUGAUUAGUCCACUAACACGCAAACAUUUUUUAAUUUCCGUCUUGAACAACCAGUGUUUGACCCAKAUGCAGAAAUAAUUCAUUAAAAUGUCUGACUCGGACCACUACAUUUCGAAACAUCAACAACUUUUACGCGACUUGAAAAACACAGUUGAGGGGCUGUUGGUGUCUCAAGUGGCCAAUGUGUGGUCCAUUUAUGGUGGUUUGAACCGUCUGCACUGCUCUGUGGAGAAGAUCUUCAAACACGGGUGUAAAUCUCCCGGAAUUGAGURUACGAGCUAUUUAGACUUCAUUCAAGGAUUGGAAUGGUUGCAGCCGGAAAAUUCCAAAUCGUACUUUUCCAUCGAUUGCGAAUACAAGCCGCACUUGCCUCAGAAUCUCAAGGAUGACAAAGCCUCGAUUUGGCUGUAUAGAAGCCUAGAAAACCACUCUUUGUCGCAGAAAUUGUCCUGGUUGCUUUCUGACAAGACACACCUGUUGAAAUGCUACCAAGAGUACGCGUUUCUGUGCCAGGAAAAGUACGCAGAAGCCGCCCUCAUCUGUUUGAGGGCUGUGGAGCGAAACCAGGCUAGUCUCAUGUCGGAAAUCAACCCGUGUCUCUUCCUCCUCGAAGCCAACGCUAAGGAAUUCCACAAAAUGCACCGACGCUGCUCCUCAUACCCCGACGACCAUUUCAAGAAAGACUACUCAGGGAGUGACCAUAAACCAAAAGGGGUUCCCGCCCCUAAGACCCCCGUGAUAAGAGGCAAAUUAAAACCGUGGCAUAGUAUGCCCAGUCUACGAUCAGACACCUUCAAAAUCAAGAACAAACAUUUAACACUGAGUAAAACAACUCCGUCCACGCCACUUUAUACCAAAAGAAUUUCAUCUAGUGCUCUAAAAAUCGAUUAUAAGUCGAUGCAGUACCCCAAAGUAAGGAAAUCGAACUUGAAGAAGGGCUCAAAGGCGAAGAAAGAGACGAGACAUGUGAUUAUAAACAAUUGUGAUAUUAUUGAGCACACGCCGCCUUUGAGCAGCUCCCAGAGCAGCGGGGCUAUGGGGAAUGACGAUUUGAUGAAUCUCUCGACAAAAUCGUUGCCUGAAACGAGAAAUUUGGCUCAUUCUCCGAGACUUGUCGAUAGUUUUCUGCCUUUGUCAGGAGAGAAGGACUACAGGAAAGCCCCGAAAAAGUCGUUUAUUGAGGACGGCGGCAUGAGCGUACUUCCCAUGGCCACAGGGUAUUUUCCAAGGCCGGUAAAGGGCCAAAGUCUGCUCUCCUUUCUGACUUCGAGUCAGUUUGCUCGAGCAAACGCCGAAUUGGAUCGCGAAAACGCCCAUUUCAGCAUAUCUGAAGCAAUCAUUUCAGCGAUGGAACAAAUCCGAUGUCGACGAGAUUUCAAACUAGACGAUCAAUUUGACGAUAGUGACCCGGAAAUCAUGGAUUUGAAACAACGAAUUCGUCUACGAAGACGCGAAAAAAUGGUGGAAAAGCAAAGAAAAGUCUGGUCUGAGUCUUUACUAAGCGACGGAAGAACCGAUACCGCGACCACUGUGAGUCCAUGCUCCACAACCCCCGACACUCUUUCCGAAAGCGCCAGUUCCGACGAAGUCGAGGAUUUGGACAUAGACGAAGCUUCGAAUCUCUCGGAAAAUCAUGGUCUUUCAGCGUCGAUGGCGUCGUUGUAUUCGGAAGCCGAUGUGCUGAAACGGCCACGUGGGGCACCCGAUGGUGCCUCUGAUGUUUUCUCAGCAGAGGGGGUUGCCUUGUCGCUUAUAAGCAAGUUCAACGAGAAGCAGUUACCGAGAGCCUCCGAUUUAGAGUGGUUGGUGUCGGAGGAAGAUGCCCCUCAAGCGUUGUUACCUCUACCGAAGAGCUGGCCGGUGAGUCCAGACGAUCCCGACGUGACGGCUUCCACGCUCCUGAGAGGGACGCAAGAAUGGGCACCCCCCAGGCCGCAGAUUAUCUUCACCAUUCAUCCACCACCCACGAGAAAAUCUUUGAUCGCGAAGCAGAACUAUCGAUGCGCCGGAUGUAGCAUGAGAGUGGCCCCCCAGUACGCCUCCAGGUACCGCUAUUGCGACUAUUUGGGUCGCUAUUUUUGCACAGGGUGUCACACCAAUCAAUUGGCGUUAAUCCCGGGGCGAGUUAUACAAAAGUGGGAUUUUACGAGAUAUCAAGUUUCGUCAUUCUCUUAUCGGCUUUUAGAACAAAUGUACUCCGAUCCGUUAUUCCGAGUUUUCGAACUGAACAAACACAUCUGGAAGAUGUCGAAGAAUCUUCAGUUGUGUCGAAGAUUCCGUUUAGGUUUAUUCUAUCUGAAAGACUUUAUUUUUGCUUGUAGGUUUGCAGAAUCAAUUCGGGAGAGAUUAGAAUCAGAAAAAUCGUAUCUUUUAACCGAUCCUGAAGUUUAUUCCAUGGAAGAUCUAGUCAAUGUUAGAAACGGUGAUAUGAAACUUAGGCUGAAAUAUUUAGUCGAAUUAUGUUGUAGACACAUUUCCGAGUGUAAAUUGUGUGUAGCGAGAGGCUUUAUCUGUGAAGUUUGUAAUGCCCCAGAAGUCAUUUUUCCAUGGCAGAUGCGUAAAGUCAGUAGAUGCAACAAAUGUGGGGCCUGUUAUCAUAUUAGUUGUUGGAACUUUAAUGAUAAACCAUGUAACAAGUGUUUGAGAAUUAGUAAACGCAAAGAAAGUAUAGGGAAUAGUUCACGCGACAGUUUUUAAUUGAUAUUUAAUUAAGUAUAUUUAUUUGUGUAGACAAUUUAUUUUUUAUAAAUGUGCAAUUGUGUAAGAAAUUAUUUAAUAUAUACAUUUUCCAACAA